Molecule: messenger RNA, 1797 nt
Organism: Cladophialophora psammophila CBS 110553
Lineage: Eukaryota; Fungi; Ascomycota; Eurotiomycetes; Chaetothyriales; Herpotrichiellaceae
Exons: 2
Coding region: 1-1797 (598 amino acids)
Source: RefSeq, a predicted model, not a curated record
AUGGAGACUCAACCGUCCCGGGUCGUCUUCGAAAGGAGGCUGCCCACAGAAGCAAGAAGGGAAGAGGACGACUGGGCCGGUUUGUCUGACGCGAGAGCCAGGAGAAGGAUCCAGAAUCGUCUGAACCAGCGCUCAUAUCGCCGCAGGAGAGCAGCAGAACGAGAGGCAAAAAGGGCGUCAGCUGCCUGCAGGCAACAAAAGCCUGUCUCCCUUGCGCCGCGGGAAGUUGUACGUGCAGCGGAUCAAAAAGGCAAAGGCAAGCAAACAGCGUCUGGAGGAGAUGCUCCGCUUCCCGAUAACACAUUCGGCCAGGUUGCCCUGCACUCUCAAACAGAGCUUCAGCAAAUCACCUCCCCGGUGCUGGGAUGUGCGGUGCUGCUUGCGAACCAUGGGAUACGGAGAGUCCACCAUUACGCCCGCACGAUCCUCUGGCCUUCGUUCAAGCAUUACAGCCUCGAGACCAACGAGUCCUUAACCUCAGCCUUCUUUCACCUGAGCAUGGUCGAUGACCUGUUGCUCAACUCAUUCGUCUGGACCGCCGCAUUGGCCAUGUCGAUGCACCUGCCCCAUACCGCCAUUGCCAACGACGCGGUCAUGUUCGCCUGCCAGAAUAGGGCAGUUCAGAGCAUUCGCGAGCAUAUCGAUCGGAACCAAGUCUCGGACUCUUUGAUUUUUGCAGUUCUUGCCCUUACGAUACGCGACACUGACCCUCGCAUGGCUGUGCACAAGGCAGGUGGAGGAGAACACUGCUUUGGAGGCUUCGAUCCCCCGCUACGAUCACUCGGUUGGAUCCAAUAUUUCUCCCACUUUCGCUGGACGCCGUCUCACAUGCUCGCGGUCAAAUCCCUCGUGGCUGCGCGAGGUGGCCUCCAACAUGUCUCGAUGCCUGGUGUUGCGGAACAGAUCCAGUCCACAGACAUCCUACGGGCAAGUUUAUCGCUGUGCCGCCCAAAUUUCACCCUCUGCCGCCUCUACCAGCACGUGCUUGAGAACCAUGUCAAGAUGGUCCGCCCGCCCCGCGAGAGACUUGACGAGGCGUUUCCCACCAUCCACGACACUGAUUUCAAGGACCUGCUCCUCGACAUGAGAAUGUACUGCCGAGAGCUAGAGAGAAUCGCGGCAGAAUCGGGUGGUGCUUCUGAGGGCGGCGGUGGCGGGGGCGGUGAUGGUGCUGCCGACGACCUGGUGGCCUCGUCGGGGGUGGCCUGGGAAACGAACGUCUAUCGCAAUCUCAUCCAGCACCGCCUGUUGCGGCUACCCCGGUACGGGAGCCGAGAGGAAGAACUCUGCCGUCUCGCGGCCAUGAUUUUCAGCUACGGCGUCAUUUACCCCGUCGCCAGGCCAAGACCCUUGCGCGUUCUGGCUAAGCAGUUAAGAAUCGAGGUUGAGCACCACCCGUCGUCUCCUUCAAUAGCGACGUGCAAUGGGCCAACGACGGCGGGUCGCGGGGCGGCGUUCCUCCUGUGGAUUGCGGUCCUCGGCGCUCUCGCGUCCAAGAACAGCGACGAUGACGAAGCUUUCUUCGUCGAUCUCGUGGCAACGUGCUCUGCGAGACUGGAGGUUGUGGACUUCGCCCACCUGCGAGCCCUCGUGUGCCGCUUCCUCUGGCUCGCAGGUGCUUGCGACGAGGGCGCAUACGACGUGUGGGCGAAGGUCUGGGGUGUCAUGGAACAUGAGGAGGUAAGGAAUGCCAACGCGUGCCUGCACCAGCAGCAGGAGCAGGCGCAGGACGAGGAGGAGGAGGGGUCAGGAGUUGUCGGGUCUAUGCACCACGUGUCUUUGAUAUGUGCACUAUAG